This is a messenger RNA of Aureobasidium namibiae CBS 147.97, 582 nucleotides long. Its product is annotated as DUF1649-domain-containing protein. The record is from RefSeq and is a predicted model, not a curated record. NCBI's taxonomy places the organism in Eukaryota, Fungi, Ascomycota, Dothideomycetes, Dothideales, Saccotheciaceae. Gene Ontology annotation, biological process: autophagy; autophagosome assembly. The transcript is spliced from 2 exons. The coding region runs from base 1 to 582 and encodes 193 amino acids. Gene Ontology annotation, cellular component: phagophore assembly site.
AUGGAAGAACGCCGGGUUGCUUCGUUCAGCAUCGACGUGUUCGCCGACAAGGCCAACGCCAAAGACGUCGUCACUGGUAUUCUCCACACCAUAUUCUGGUAUCGCAUCUUUGCCAACCUCGAUCCCACAUGGCACGAUGUGCUAGAUAUUUCUAUCCCCUGGAUCCAAGACGUCGACCUGCAGACGCUCAUCGAACAACGUGUUGAUCAGUUCAUCCGCCAGACGGAUGCCGACGUCAACGACCAGAAUCAGAACACUCGCGGUCAGCUUGUCGUGCAGUUCAGCGAACGAGAACGCAGACGAAAGAAGGGUUGGUUUGGCGCAAAGGACGAGGACUUGGUCUGGGAAACGUGGACACUGAACAUUGCUCUUGCCUCUCCACGCACUCAUCAAGAAGCAACAACCUCCCGGCGAGCCAUAGAGAGGUCCCUCAGCAACGCCGUCGUGAAAGUCACCGAUAUCGUUCAACAGUACAAAGACCACGUGCCCCCGAUCACCACCCAAGACACCAACACCUUCCCAUACCAUAUCCUUGUCAACCCCAAGAACGACGGAUGGGGUCAACGUAUGGGCAUUUUCUAG